GUAGAUAUUCGCAUAAGAGUGAAAGGAAGUGAAGGUCUGUUUUAUAUGGUGGCAACGAUUAAAAGGUUACUAUUUUAAUUCUCGUGGCGACAUUAUUUGUUGUUUUAGUCGCCAGUCAGUGCUUUUGCCCUGCUUUGUGUUUUGGCUCCAUUGAAGUGUAGUGCAGCAGUUCAUUGAAGCACGUGUUUGGUUCGAUAUUGAUGUACACUGGUUUUAUUAACUUUAGUAAUUAAUACUUGAUUUUAAGACUUAGAGAAUAUAAUAAGUCUCUUAUGAUGAAGGCUUUAGUAAUCGGGGAUUCAAUGUUAAAAUAUUUGAAACCUCAUCUUCCUGAUGUAAUUCUGAGUCACAAUAUGCAGCUUGAUAGCUUUCCAGGAUUUAAGAUUGAAGGUUUAAUCGAGGAAAUAAAGGAGUUCAGUGGUUUCGAUGUGAUUGUUCUACAUACUGGUUCUAAUGAUUGCUCUGCAGAUGGCAGAACGAAUUUGACACAGUAUGAAAAAUUGCUUCGAGAGAUUCUAUUGUAUAAUCCAAGUAGUGAAAUUUUCAUCACAAAAGUUUUCACAAGAUUGCCCAGUCAAUUCCUUGAUGUUAAACAGAGACUUUCAGAGCGUAUUCGUCUUAGGCAGUGGAAUAAGAAUGCGAAAAACUUGAAUGAAAUGCUGGAUACCUCUACAGCAAAUCGUCCAAAUCUGCACUUUUGUUCAUUUCCGAGAAUAAAUUGGGAUAGCUAUUUAUCAAUAGAUGGAGUACACCUCAAUAGGCUUGGAAAUGAGGCACUUGGCCAGUAUGUCACACAUAUCUUGACAGACUACUUUGCCUGGAUUAAGAAAUCCAAAACAGCUUCUUUGUGUCCUAAUGUUACUUGUGUUAAAACAACGAGUGUUGGUAGCGGUAAGCUGAGCACUAAACCGAAAAAGAAAAAAACAUCUGAAGUUCAGUUGAAAGAUCAAGAAUUGUACUCGGAUAUAUUAAAGAAAGGUUUGAAGAGAGAUGUUCUGUGUGCUAAACAAGAAAAUACUCCCCCAAGUGAAUGCUUAUCAGUGCCAGUACCUUCACUCAACUUACCUGUUAAGUCUGAAGAAAAGAAAAGUAGUAAUGAUGUUGAUGAAAGUUGGACUCUGGUUGUUCGAAGACGUAGAUGUAAAAGAAUUGAAUUUUCAGACGUUUCUGUAAAGUCUUUUGAUGUGGAUAAUGAAAGGAGAAGUAUUGACAGAUCAACUAAUUUGUGUCGAAAAAUAGCCACUCCAACUGUAUUGGAGGUUACAAAAAGCUUGGAAAAGUUUAAGAAGUCGACCAGGCAUUGCAAAAACUCUAAAGGGAAUGAUUGCAGGAUAGUUGCUAACGAUAAGUUUUCAAGUUUUGGAGCUAAAGUUUCUGGAUGUAAAAAAACGGCAACCUCUAGUGCAAAAGAGAAAAAAUAUGGAGGCAAAUGCAGUUUUGAGUCUAAGUGCUCUGAAAGUCUAAAAGCAGUCAAUGAUGCUGUACUUGAAGAGGACAUAAAGUUGAAUGUAGCAACUAGUUGUUCAGAAAGAGUGUCAGUCUCUAUUGUAAAAGGGAGAGAUUGUAAGAGAAAUAGGAGUUUGAAAUCUAAGUGCUUAGUUAAUCGAAGGGCAGUGAAUGAUACUAUGCUUAAAGAGAGAGACGGUUUAAAACAAGUUGUAGAGAGUAGCAGUUGUGAAUUCUCUAAAGGUAAUAAUAGUACUGUUAACAAAGAAGAGGAUUUAACUUGCGGAGAAGAGGAUUUAACUUGAGGAUUUAACAUUUCAAGAUUGCAGCGCAAGGUUUCGUUUCCUUACACAUGCUGUGAAGCAUAGUAUCGAUGAACAUGAUAUAGGUAUGAAUGUAACAACGUUGAAUUUUAAAGACAUGUUGAGUUUUAAUACUUGGAUGGAUGAAGAAUCAUCAAGAACAUAUUCUAGUUU
Parasteatoda tepidariorum (common house spider) is the source of this 1922-nucleotide messenger RNA. RefSeq lists its product as uncharacterized. Lineage: Eukaryota; Metazoa; Arthropoda; Arachnida; Araneae; Theridiidae. The record is from RefSeq and is a predicted model, not a curated record.